Molecule: messenger RNA, 2090 nt
Organism: Aspergillus campestris IBT 28561
Lineage: Eukaryota; Fungi; Ascomycota; Eurotiomycetes; Eurotiales; Aspergillaceae
Exons: 7
Coding region: 191-1984 (597 amino acids)
Biological process (GO): pyruvate metabolic process; malate metabolic process
Cellular component (GO): mitochondrion
Molecular function (GO): NAD binding; malate dehydrogenase (decarboxylating) (NAD+) activity
Source: RefSeq, a predicted model, not a curated record
UCCAGUGGUGGUAAUUGUCGGAAUGCGGUCGACUAUCCCUCAGGGGGUCUCAAUGCUAGCGUUUAGACUUAAAACAACGCGCCUGCCUGCGUCUUCCUCUGCCUGUCUACUCUUUUCAUCUCAUUCUCCUCCCUCUGUCUGCCUUGAUACGCGCUCUUCGUCUACCCUUGCUGUGACUCACCGUGCCACCAUGGCUCGAUUCCCUUCCCAACAGAAAUCUUUCCAGGCCUCGACGUAUGUAAAUCAUGCGGCGCCGGUGGAAGCGAACUAUGACACCGCCAAUCCCCCGUACAUUCGCAAAUACCUCCGCACCUACGGAUUGACGCCUCCCCGCGCAGAAUCGUACGAAGUGCAGAAGACUCGUUGUCUGGCCCAAUUGGCCCUGAAAACCUCCAACAUCGAAAAAUUCCUCUACCUGAGCACUCUGCGCAAGAACAAUGUGCAUCUCUUCUACCGUCUGAUGACGGAUCAUCUCAAGGAAUUAACGCCUCUCAUCUAUACCCCCGUCGUUGGAGAAGCUUGUCAGAGAUGGUCCGAGAUCUACCAGCAGCCGGAAGGCAUGUACCUUAGCUGGGAAGAUCGAGGCAAUCUAGCCGCCGUCAUCGCCAACUGGCCCCAGCCUAAUGUGGAGAUCACAUGCAUCACCGAUGGUUCCCGAAUUCUGGGUCUAGGUGAUCUUGGCAUCAAUGGCAUGGGCAUUCCCAUCGGGAAGUUGGCCCUCUACACUGCCUGUGCGGGCAUCCGACCCGAGGCAACCUUGCCCUUGACCCUGGACCUGGGCACCGGCAACAAGACCCUCCGGGAAGACCCGUUAUACAUGGGUAGUCGCCAUGACAAAAUCACUCCCGAUCAGGAGCGGGAGUUCAUGGAUGAGUUGAUGACCGCUCUUACUGAGCGUUGGCCUGGCAUUGUCGUCCAAUUCGAGGACUUCAAGAAUCCGUUCCCCGCGCUGGAGCGCUACCGCGACAUUUACACAUGCUUCAACGAUGACAUCCAAGGCACUGGUGCCGUCAUCCUGGGUGGAGUCAUCAAUGCCGUCAAGCGUUCCGGACUCCCCUGCAAGGAGCACCGGGCUGUCUUCCUGGGUGCAGGCAGCGCCGGUGUCGGCGUCGCCAAACAGAUCGUCGCCUUCUUCAUGCGCGAGGGUAUGACCGAGGAUGAGGCCCGCGCGUGCUUCUACCUCGUCGACACCAAGGGUCUCGUCACCAUGGACCGGGGCGACAAGCUGGCCGACCACAAGGUCUACUUUGCCCGGGAGGACAACGAGGGCGCGCAGUACAAGGACCUGAAUGAGGUCGUCGACCACGUGAAGCCCACCAUCCUCAUGGGCCUGUCCACCCUCGGGGGCGUCUUCACCCCGGAGAUCCUCCGCAAGAUGGCCGACUGGAACACCAGCCCCAUCGUCUUCCCCCUCUCCAACCCCUCGUCCAAGUCGGAAUGUGACUUCGAGUCGGCCGUCACCCACACCGACGGCCGGGUGCUCUUCGCCUCGGGCUCCCCCUUCGCGCCCUUCUCCUUCACCGACUCCCAGGGCGAGACGCGGACCCACUACCCCGGCCAGGGCAACAACAUGUAUGUCUUCCCGGGCAUCGGUCUGGGCACGAUCCUCUCCAAGGCCGUCAAGGUCACCGACAGCAUGAUCUACGCCUCGGGCGAGGCCCUCUCGCAGGCCCUGACGCCGGACGAGAUCGAGCGCCGUCUCCUCUACCCCGACGUGACGCGCAUCCGCGAGGUCAGCAUGGUGGUGACCCGCAAGGUCAUCCGGGCGGCGCAGGACGCCAAGGUGGACCGGGAGACCGUCCUCCGCACCAUGGACGAUGCCGCCCUGGACGCUUGGAUCAAGGCGCGCAUGUAUGAUCCUCACCACGAGGUGCUGGCCCUCGAGCGGGAGGUGGGCGCCUUGCUCUCCAAUUUGGGGCCGUGGUCGAACGGAAAUUCCCACGAGGACGGCGAUAAGACUGCUAAGCUACUGGGUUCCUUUUGAUUUAGAGCGCGUUUCCGUUUUCCUGUUUUUCCUUCGAGUCCCGUCCCGUCCCAUGUCGAGGAAGGGUGCUCGUUAUUCCUUUAUACCCCAUUUUGUCCGAUUCCGC